CCUCAGCGCGCUGUGUCCCAUCAGGCGUGUCCUCUUCCAGUCACUGUGACUUCCGUGUUUUCUUAAAGGUUCCGGGGAGCACCUCGCGAUCACGUGACAGUUUCUGUCGUCGCGGUGGAAAACAGCGGCUGAGCUCAGAUGUUGUUGUUUUACUGAUAUGAGACAAUUCGUCCUGCUGAUCUGCGACAUGUUUCACUCUCAGAACAAAGGAUCAAAGCCGCUUCUGCUUUGAACUCCUCCAGCAGGUAUUUUCUUUCUGAUCUCCUCUUUCUGACGAAACCUCCUAAAAGCCACAGUGCAGAUCUCCUGGACACCAUGAUUCACUGACAUCAUUUUAAAGUAUUGUAGUGUUUAGCUGGGCCAGUCGACGGCCAUGCCGCGAUCAAAUGGCUUCUCCAUCAACGCAGCGUCUUCAGACGAGAGCGAGGACGUGGAGGACGUGGAGGACGUGGAGGACGUGGAGGACGUGGAGCCGCUCAUCGAGACAGACGCAGUUCCUCCUCAGUGCUGCUCCGCUCGGCUCAACCUCGCCGUGCUCAUGUUCUUCGGGUUCUCCGUGGUCUACGGCCUCCGCGUCAACCUCAGUGUGGCCAUGGUGGUGAUGGUGAACACCACCGAGCCCACGCCGGCCCCGAACACCUCCAUCGUGCACGCGUGUCCGAUGCCGGCUGGGAUGGAAAACGCCAGCGACACGUUCCCACAACCAGACGGGGUCCCUCAGUAUCCCUGGGACUCGGAGACUCAGGGCUGGCUCCUGGGGGCCUUCUUCUUCGGCUACCUGUGCACGCAGAUCCCGGGGGGUUACCUGGCCGGUCUCUACGGGGGGAAGUUCUUCAUGGGUUUGGGUGUGCUGGGCACGGCAGCCCUCACCCUCCUCACCCCCAUGGCCGCUCAGCUGGGUGUGACCUGGAUGUUUGCACUGCGAGCGCUGGAGGGCUUUGGCGAGGGUGUCACGUUCCCGGCCAUGAUGGCGAUGUGGGCUCGCUGGGCCCCCCCACUGGAGCGCUCUAGCCUGAUGACCAUGUCGGGAUCCGGAGCAAACUUCGGAGCCUUUGUGGCUCUGCCGCUCACGGGCUUGAUCUGCCAGACGCUGGGCUGGCCCGCUGUGUUCUACCUCUGUGGAGGAGCCGGCUGCCUUUGGGCCGUCUUCUGGUUUCUUCUGGUGUCAGACGAGCCUCACACACAUCCUCGAAUCAGCGAGGAGGAGAGAGAUUACAUCAUAAAGUCUAUUGGGCCUCAGGGCACAGGUCACGGCUGGUCCGUCCCCGUGCUGCCCAUGAUGCUGUCCGUCCCCCUGUGGGCCAUCAUCGUCACCCAGAUGUGUGCCAACUGGUCCUACUACACCCUGCUCACCUCCCUGCCCACUUACAUGAACAACAUCCUGCACUUUGACCUCAAAUCGAAUGCCUUCCUGUCCGCUCUGCCGUACCUCGGGGGCUGGCUGCUCUCCACGCUGUCGGGCUUCGUGGCUGACGGCCUCAUCGAGAGGCGGCUGCUCAGCGUCACCGCCGUGCGCAAACUCUUCACCAUCACAGGUCUGUUGUUUCCCGCAGCUUUCCUCGUGGCUGUGGCGUACGCCGGCUGCAGCCACGUCCUCACCGUCACCUUCCUCACCCUCUCCAUCACCACCGGUGGGGUCAGCGCCGCCGGAGUCUUCAUCAAUCAGAUAGACAUCGCCCCUCGGUACGCAGGGUUUCUUCUGGGAAUCACCAACACGUUCGGGACCAUCCCCGGUGUCGUGGCACCGAUAGCGACCGGGUACUUCACCAAACAUCACACGCUGGCCGGCUGGCAGACGGUGUUCUGGGUCGCGGCCGGGAUCAACGCCGGCGGCGCCAUCGUCUACGCGAUAUUCGGCAGCGGGAAGAUUCAGCAGUGGGCCGUCACGGAGGAGGAGAGGGCGGAGGAGGAGGGGAAGAGGAGCAGGUCCAUCUCAGCAUAGAAAAACACAAGUUCAAAUAAUCCAGCUCAUGUUUUUAUAUAUAGAGACAAAAUACAACCAACAGGAUGUAUUUGAACCCAGUUUUACUACAAACAGAGACGGUUCUACCUCUGAAAACUCAAUCACAGGAACAUGAUGCAGCAUUUACUCUCAGAAUGAAGACAGAUGUUAAAAAGAGUCGGCUGCAGAACAACUUUAAUAUUUAAACACGUCAAAGAGCGGGACGUCUCGAUGGACUCGUGUUUUACUACAGUGUCAGUGCAGCAUUUUUAUCUUUAACUUUCGUCUCUGGUUUUUAAAAGUUAAAAGAAAAAGACUUUAAGUUAACUAGCACAAAGACUUGUUGAAAUCAAAUGAACAGAUUUAGUAUUUGCAUUGACACUUUUCAACAGCUGCUGACAAAUAGUUUUUUAAUGGUACAGCUCUUAAAAUAUGACCGAUAUGAUAUUUACAUGACCACUUUUUGUCUAGUUUUCCUUGGACAGUGCAGAAAUUGGGACCAAGUGUUUUGUUAUGAGAUCACAUUUCUCAAGCUGCUUUGUUUCCGAAGCCUUUUCCACUAAGACACCAAAAAAACCUUAUGUUCUAUGAGACUUCCAAUGUUUCCCAAAUCAAACUUUCCAGGAGACUUUUCUUUUUAUUUAUUAUUUAGAGAAUCACUUUAGUUUUUAUGCUCAACUUCCAAAGCAAUGACUGGAUUCGUUCAGGUCACUUUUCCAUCAAGAUGCGGCCGUUAUUUGUUUUAAUUCUUUAAAUGCAAUUUUUAUUGUUUUUAUGCAACAGUCUUUGUUCCGAUCAUUUCUCUAAAGCUGCGAUUCAGCUUCACUGCCUCUGGUAAGUUCUGUGUGUCACACUGGGAAAUCUCAAAGGUCAAAUGUGAUGUGUACGGGUAAAUAACAACACUAGUGAUUUCAUAAAGUAUCUGAAGAUCCACUUCCAUGUUCAAAAACUUUGUCUUGUUAUUUUAUUGUUAGUUUUUAAAUGAACUGGAAUCAGAAUCAGCGUCAGGAGGAGCUACUGGUGUUAGAUCAUCUCUCGCUCACACACUCUCUAUCAAAGUGCACUGUGACUGUAAAGAUAUGAUGUUUCUGAGCAGAUGUAAUAAUUAAUUUAUCUUCUCAUUGCUUUGUUACAUGUGCAAUGUUUCCCAGACACACAGCGUUUUCAUGUUUUAGUUUCAUUUAUUGUGGAAAGAGUCUGUGGAGGCACAGAUCGUUGUAAUGCUCCAGUCGGUCAGCAGGAGGAGGAGGAGGAGAUGUGCACAUGAUGAUGUUCUGACUCUGAACCACUGGGGGUGACGUCACAUCUCUUCUUCUUCUUCUUCUUCUGCUGCUGUCAGGUUCUCGUCAGCUGCUUCUGUCUCAUUCAUGUGUCUCAUCAGGACGAUUAAUUAAACCAAAGUGAUCAGGACUCCUCUGUAAAACAUUCACAAGCAGCCACCCUGUGUUUAUAUGUUGUAACUUUUAUAUCUUCAUUUAACUCCGACAUCUGGUUCUUCUGUUAAUCUCAUAUCACGACAAAAUAAAUUACUACAUUACGUGUACAUUCCCUUUUAAAAGGAAAUCUUUCUGUCUGAGAUCCUGACACACGGUUUGUUCUCCGUCUGGUUCUCUGUUAACCUGCUGUUUGGGUUUAUUCAUGAGCCUGUUGUGGAUUUUGAUACAUAUCAAAUGGGAACAGUAAAAAAUAUGAAUGGAUGAAAUGUAAAAAAAAGAUUUAAGACCUUUUAAAAAGGAGAAAUACGCAAUAAGGAAGCAGAUUUCUUAUAUUUAAAUGAAAUUGUUUUUGUGAGUUUACAUCUAUGGACCUUGCUAUUAUUUAGCAAGAAUGAAAACAACACACAAUAAACGUUUUCAUAUCA
This is a messenger RNA of Pleuronectes platessa (European plaice), 3803 nucleotides long. RefSeq names its product sialin. The record is from RefSeq and is a predicted model, not a curated record. The coding region runs from base 374 to 1942 and encodes 522 amino acids. Gene Ontology annotation, molecular function: transmembrane transporter activity. The transcript is spliced from 12 exons. Gene Ontology annotation, biological process: monoatomic anion transport; transmembrane transport. Lineage: Eukaryota; Metazoa; Chordata; Actinopteri; Pleuronectiformes; Pleuronectidae.